AGUAUUUUGAGAAUACCAAUUUACGUUAAGGUUAUUAUCCAGGAUGGCUCCAGUAUCUAAUGAGGGUAUGGUUAGCAGAGAACCACCAGAUAUUGAAAACCUCCUUCAUCUAAACCCAAAGAUUAAACCCUACGCAAACGCUGUUCCUUCUGCAGUAACAAAAAAGGCUAAGAAGCACUGGAAGCGUAAUGAGGAUAAAGCAGAAAACUUGUCUUGUUCGUCGUGUGACCCUCUUUACAAAAACUUUGAAGAUAUCAAGCACACUACUCUAAGCGAGAGAGGAGCACUGAGGGAGGCGGCCAGGUGCUUGAAGUGCGCGGAUGCCCCGUGUCAGAAGAGCUGUCCAACCCAGCUUGAUGUAAAGAGCUUUAUUGGUUCUAUUGCAACCAAAAACUAUUAUGGAGCGGCUAAGGUAAAAGUAUUCAUCAAUAUCAAAUCAGAAAUCGAAUUUUCUGGCUGAACUGUCUACCACCGG
Molecule: messenger RNA, 475 nt
Organism: Eurytemora carolleeae
Lineage: Eukaryota; Metazoa; Arthropoda; Copepoda; Calanoida; Temoridae
Product: dihydropyrimidine dehydrogenase [NADP(+)]
Exons: 6
Coding region: 44-460 (138 amino acids)
Biological process (GO): thymine catabolic process; uracil catabolic process
Cellular component (GO): cytosol
Molecular function (GO): iron-sulfur cluster binding; dihydropyrimidine dehydrogenase (NADP+) activity; uracil binding
Source: RefSeq, a predicted model, not a curated record